AUGUGCUCGGUGCUGCCCACGCCGGGCACCUCCAUCACGCUGCGCGUCUCCUUCGUGGAGGUGCACCCGGAGUCGCCCCUGGCGCGCCUGUGGGGCCUGUCGGGCGAGUGGCGGGAGGUCUACGCGCGCCUCAGCGAGGAGAUCCAGGCCGCGCCCGGGCCGCGCUUGGCCGGCGCCCCGGGCGAGGCGGGCGGCGCCGGCCUGUCGGUGGGCGAGCUGUGCCUGGUGGAGCUGGGCGGGCGGUGGCUGCGGUGCCGCGUGGUGGGCCGCCCCGGCCGGGACUACCGCGUCUUCCUGCUGGACGAGGGCCGCACCGUCGGCGCCAGCGCCUACUACCUGGCCCGCGGCCGCGAGGACUUCUUCCACCUGCCCUCCGAGGUGCUGGGCUGCAUCCUGGCCGACCUGGUGCCGCCGGGCAACUUCGGCCCGGAGGCGGCCGGGGAGGGAGCCGCGAGCGGGCCGCUCACCUUCGGGUGGACGGCGGGCGCCGUCGAGUUCCUGGGCUACCUGCACUGCAAAGAAGUGACCGGCCUGGUGCGGGAGGUGCUGAUCCCGCAGCGCCUGGUGGUCCUGGAGCUGCCCUGGCUGCUGGCCCAGAUGUACCACCUGGGGCUGGCCAGCCAGAUCUCGCCAGCCGCCUUCCGGGCCCUGCUCAACACCUCCCUCAAGGGCAGCUGUGCCCCCUCGGAGCAGCCUCCUCCAACGACCCAGGUGCGGGUUCCUGCCACUCCUGCCCACGCCCAGCCAAGCCCAGGAUCCCCCGAUUACUUCUACCCCAUGCUGGAGCUCAACAUGAAGGAGUUGGUGCGGGUGACCCAGGUCAUCGAUCCUCACCGAAUCUACUUGCAGCUGCGCAGCCUCUCCAAAGAGAUCUGCCGCCUCUCCGAUGCCAUGCACCAAGCCUUCGAGGGGGGCAGAGGAGAAGACCUGGAAGAGGCCUUACUCCUGCCAGGAUCCCCCUGUGCCGCCCAGGACGUAGAUGGACGAUGGUACCGAGCUCUGCUGCUAGAAGUGUAUCCCGGGGAUGGUCAGGAAGAGCAGCUUGAGGCAGUGGCCCAGGUGAUCUGUGUGGACUACGGCAGAAAGACGUUUGUGAGAAAGAGAAACCUGCGUGGCUUGCCAGCGGAGUGUUUCCGUAUGCCGGUGGUCACCUACCGUUGCUCGUUACAGGGGAUUACGGAUGGAGGCUGCGGCUGGACCCGUUCACAGAUCUGCAAGCUCAAAAACUUGCUGCUGGGCAAAGCCGUGCAAGCCCACAUUGAAGCUUAUUGCCCCUUUGAGCGUGUGUAUUACGUGACCCUUUUUGGAGAAGAAGGCUUCAACCUUAACUGUCUUUUUGGGGUGCAGGCACACUGCUUGGCCCAGAGACUUGUGCAUGGCCCUCAAGGGUACGCAUCUGACUUAAUGGCUGAACAGGAAAGUGUGGAUGCCCCUGCCAAAAAAGAUUCCGGUGCUGCAUUGGAAUCACUGUCUACGGUUAUUGCUGCCUCCCUGCCUAGAGUGCUUCUGAAGGCAGGUGAGUGCCACAAAGCUCAAGUAUCCUUCCUCCGAGACCCCACACACUUUUGUAUGUACCUCCAGGAGUACCAGCAGCCUCUCAGUCACUUGAAACAAAACUUACAGGACUUCUAUUCUCAAAGCAAAAAACUAGAGGGCAUUCUCCGUGAGCCCCAGCCAGGUUCCUUGUGCUGUGUGAUGUUGAAGGAGAACUCUUAUCACCGUGCCAUUGUCACCAGCAUUCAGGGGGAAGGUAUUGAAGUAUAUCUGGUUGACAGGGGAGACACUGAAAUAGUUGACCUGUAUAAGGUGAAGGAAUUGCUUCCUCUGUUCAGAGAGCUUCCUGCUGUGGCACUCAGGUGUUCCUUGGCUAAUCCUUCCCCAAGUAAGCAGUGGAGUCCAGGCUCUAUAGACUAUUUCAGGAAAGCUGUGCUGAACAAAGAACUGGUGAUGCAAGUCCUGGGCCUGGAAAUGGACAUGUACCUAGUUGAACUUUUUGACCAUUCUCUCGUAGGAGAAAAAAACUUAGCCAGAAUCAUGUCCCAAGGGAAGUAUGCUGAGCAUCAUGAGGCUGCAGUAUCAGAGACCACCCAGAAACUUAAAGAUAAGCCUCUGAGAAGAAGCUCUAAAGACCAGACUGUGAAUCAAAACUCUCUGAGAGUAACAGCCAUAAAAGAUGAAGCAGAACUCCCUCCCAAACCUGACCAUCUAGCUCCCAGCUCCACUUCAGCUUUGACAGCCAAACCCUGGGCAGCUGGAGGCAUUCCCUCUUUCCCAAAUGAAGCAGUUGCCAAAGAGGCCUCGAGGAGUGUCCCAAACACUUUGCCCCAUCUUGCACAAAACUACUCUGAAAUACAUCCAGGAGUAUUUUGUGAAGGGAAGUUAGAAGUGGGAAGUACGGUAGAUGUGAUUGUAUCCUAUGUAGAAAGUCCUAGUCUCUUUUGGUGCCAGUUGGCUAAAACGUCCAAUGAUUUGAAGGAACUCAUGGCUGACAUUCAGCAUCACUGUGCGUAUGCUGCACAGCCCCAUGAUUGGCCUAACCCUGUGUGUUUGGCUAAGUAUUCAGAAGAUGAGAAGUGGUACAGAGCUCUGAUUGUCCAUGCUGACGGUCCUGCAGAAGAGGUAGAAGUUGCAUAUGUUGACUAUGGGAAUAAAGAGCUCGUUUCCCCUAAGAACCUUCGCUCAACUAGGGCUGAGUUUCUUCAGCUGAAAGCUCAGGCUUUCCGAUGUAGCCUUUACAAUCUGAUUGAGCCCAAUAAUAAAGAUCCUUUCGUUUGGGAUGAAAAGGCCACUGAUGCUUUUCAGGAAUUCAUUGAUUCUGCAAGUAAAAUAGAACUGAAAUGUACUAUAUUUGCUUUAGCAGUUUUAAAGACUACCUACCUCCUUAAUGUGGUGGACCUAAUUACACCUUUUGAGAGUGCGUGCCAUUAUUUAACAAGGAAAGGUUUCGCCAGACCUAUAGAGCCGCAGAAACCCUUGACACCAUCCGUUUAUCUUUUUUCCUACUAUUAUUCAACGCAUGACAUCAAAAUAGGAAGUGAAGAGUUGGUCUAUGUCACACACAUUAAAAAUCUACAACUCUUUUACUGCCAACUUGCCAGAAGUGCAAGUGCUCUUGAACACUUAACAGAUAGCAUUGGUAAACUCAGCAAAACUUGGCAUAGUCUGAAAUCUUCACCCGUUCCUGGAAACUUGUAUCUGGCAAAGUAUACUGAUGGCUACUGGUAUAGGGCAAUAUUAGCUAAAGCAAGGCCUACCAAAGAAGUCUUCUUUGUGGAUUUUGGGAAUACUGAGGUAAUGAAGGACGAAGAUCUGAUUUUAGUACCCAGAGAUGCAUAUGAGAUACUGUGCUUGCCCAUGCAAGCUAUAAAAUGUUCAUUAUCUGAUAUUGCUGACGCACCAAAACAAGCCAUUUCAUGGUUUGAAAAUGCAGUACUAGAUAAGCCCUUAAAGGCUUUAAUUGUAGCAAAAGACUCUGAUGGAAAACUGAUUGUUGAGUUAUAUGGUGACAAAAUGCAGAUCAAUGCCAAACUGAAAGAAAGGUUCAAUUUGAAGCGCCGCAAAGACUCUGUCAUAUCUGCAGAAAACCAAGAAUCAAGCAGUGAAGCAAGAAGGCCGCUUUUCAGAGGUUUUGACCGUUCUGCUCCAGAGAGUAAGACAUUUGCGUCUAAAAAUCUAGAACCCCUGGAUAGUAUUAAAUCCAGCGAGAUGUGCGGAGAAGCAAAAUCUUUGCAGCAGAAACCAACGAGGUCUUCUCUGCCAGUAGAAAGACAAAACCAAAGUGAUUCUGUGGCAGGUAAGAGCAAACCCUGGGUGCCUCUUCAAAAGAGAGAACAGAAACCUGAUAGCUUGACAAGCAGAAAUCCAAAGGAAACUUGCAUAAACCUUUCACUUAAGAAAAUGUGUGAUUUACCUUUGAAAAACGUAAGCCCCGGUUCUAAAGCCUUAGUGUAUGUUUCUCAUGUAAAUAAUCCUUCUGACUUUUAUGUUCAGUUGGUAGAAGAUGAACUCCUACUAGACGGUAUUUCUGAGAAACUAAACCAGUCCGAAACAGUUGAGAACUUACAUAGACAGCAGCUCCAUGUAGGAGACUUAAUGUGUGCAGUUUUUUCAGAAGAUGGCUUCUGGUAUCGAGCUGUAGUCCAAAAAGAGCCCUCAGCUGACUUGGUCAGUGUCCAGUAUAUUGAUUAUGGUAAUACUGCAGAAGUUAACAUUUGCAAAACACGUAGACUCCCAGAAGACUUACUACUGUUUCCCGCGAUGACCAUCCAUUGCUCAUCGGGUGGAGGGAAGACCACAGAGCUCCCGGAGUGGACAGAGGAAGCAGUUCUGUCCUUCUCCCAGAGCACAAAGGAAAUUCAGAUGAACUGUGAAUUUGUGGAACAAGUUGAGGGCAAAUGGGAAGUUGCUUUGGGGGACAGAGAAGAUAAUGAAGCAGCAGAUUUGGUUAAUAGUCAACUCACAUGCCAAAAUUCUCUUUUAAUGGAGGCAUCUGACAAAAAUGAAACUGAGGUUGACUUAAUAAAUUUGGAGGACAUUCUUCCUGGUAAGCCGAGCAAACCUUCAAGUAUACAGGAUGCCAAAUCAUUUUUCUGGAAGAUACCUGUAGUUGGUCAAACUGUAAAAACCUUUGCAAGAGACACAAACACCCCAGGAUAUUUCUGGUGUCAGUUUGCUGACCUUGAUGACUGCAGUUCCAUUGAAAAGAAGGUCCAGGAUGCAUGCAAGCUGGCGGGUUGCCAUGUGGCCGAUAUUAAAAUUGGUUGCUGUUGUCUAGCAAAAGGUGGUAAGGAUGAAAGUUUUUACCGAGCAGUAGUUACCAGUGUACAGGAGAAUACCUUGAGAGUUGCUCAUAUUGAUUAUGGAACUGAAGAACUUGUCACCGGAGCAGUGCUGAGGCAGAUUUCUGAUGAGCUGUUAACAUUGCCACCGCAAGCAUUUCCAUGCUGCCUGUUUGGAUUUAAUUCGUCUGAGGGAUCAUGGGUAGAAGGAAUAAAUGAUAUCUUCUACAAGAAAAUAGUGGAUUCUUUACUAGAUGUUACCAUUAUGGAAAUACUGUGCAAUGGUCCUUUUGAGAUUCCCUUAUUUGUUGUUAAUGUGGAGUGUCAAGGAAGAAGCAUCAAUGAGCAAAUGAAAGCUUUUUGGAAGCCUAGCACUGAAGGCAGUGGCCUGACUGUGUCAAACAUUCUCAGUCUCAAAGGACAGAACAAAGAUGCCGAGGCAGAAGAUUCGGCGGUUGUGCUCUGUGCUGGGGGAAUGUCUCCUCGUGCGUCUAUGGCUUCAGACGAUACCUGGACCUCAGCGGAUUUAUGUACUUCAGAGCCAUUUCAACCAAUAGAAAAGUGUUCAGCUUCUGCAGGAAAUAUGGGGCUUAGUGAAACGGAAGGAAAUGAAUGUCCAAGCAGGCACCACCAAGCCACCUUUGAAGUAUUUGACGUAGAGGAACAACAAACUGUUUCUGAAACUCCUAAUAAUGAACUGGACUCUUCUGUCCCAGAGAUGGAAAGCGAUAGCAAGACGUGUGUUCUGCAAUGUACAGAUGUUCCUGAAAUGCAACUUCCAGCUAUUAUUGAAACAGAGAUCUUGGGACAGAAUCCCUUCAUAGCUCCGGAGGAGGUCAGAGGCCCACAGGCAACCUUAACACAGGAUCCAUUUGAAGCAGAGCUGCCCUCGAGUGGUGAAGAAGACUCUUCAGACUUGGUGCCCUUAGAAGUGCCUCUUCCCUUUGAUAACAAGCAGCUGCUAACGGAACUGGAAGCCCUGGGAAUGCACACCUCUGAAAGCUUACUGGAGCUGGAGUCUGUUGACGUGAAUGGUCUCUCGUGUGAUGAAAUGCGGGGGGCCUCCAAACUGGGCUCGGAUGCAGUAAACUGGGUGGAAAGUGAGUGGGAGCAGAGCCCGUUGGUCAUGGAUGAAGUGGGCAGGUUGCUCAGCUGUGGGCCGGAGAGGCUGACUCCUGCAACACCACUUUGGCAAGGGGCUGAAAGAAAGGAGCCGCCCGCACUGCCUGCAGCACCCCCUCCUGCCGUCCCUGAGAGCCUGGCAUCACUUUUAGAAAACGAACUAAAACCACGAACCACGUUUCACAUGGGAGAGGCUGCCGGUCUGCGUGAAAUUGGACUAGUUGCCCCAAACCAGGACGACCUCAACCAGCGAGAUGUGCUAGAGAAGAGUUUUGAGCAAGCAGAGACGAGGCCUGUCGUGUGCAGAGGCUUUGAGGGGGCUGCUGGGGAUUCUGCAAGCAGGCUACGAGCAGGCGAGCAAGCUGGAGCCUCAUGUCAGAGGGCAGAAAAAAAUAAAACUACAUGUGAGUUAAAAGGAUUUGAUGUUGGACCCAAAUGCAUGGUGAGGACAGAGACGCGCUGGUAUGAGGCUCAGACCUUGGGAGUUUCUGCUGAAGGUACAAAGGAAGCUUUCAUCGGGGAUCUUUCAAUUAGUACUGAGCUUUUCAGUGUGCCCAAGUCAAAGAGAGGCUCCUCCAAGGAAUAG
Messenger RNA from Eublepharis macularius, 6486 nucleotides. RefSeq names its product tudor domain containing 6 (gene TDRD6). The transcript has 3 exons. The record is from RefSeq and is a predicted model, not a curated record. The coding region runs from base 1 to 6486 and encodes 2161 amino acids. Lineage: Eukaryota; Metazoa; Chordata; Lepidosauria; Squamata; Eublepharidae.